AUGUCGGAAAGCGAACCGACAAUAGUGGAAGAGAAUCAAACUAUAUCAGUAUCCAUCCAAGCUAUUGUUGAUGAAGAAAAAGGAGAUGGAGCUGAUAUGCUUGAUUUAAUUCAAAAUGAAUUGAAUUCUCGUAAAAAAUUGAAAUAUAGAAUGGAAAUACCUGAAAAUUCCCCAAUUCCAAUUCUCAAGGAAAGAUAUAGCAAAUUAAAAUUUACAGAUCCUACAGAAGCUGCUAUAUUUAUUGCAAAAGAUUCAUAUAAUUCUUUUUAUCCAUUAAAUUUUGAGCAAGGAAAAAAGUUUCGUUGUCCUAACUGCCAAUUUUGCAUGGAGCUUGUAAAGACUCAUGAAAAUGGUCAACUUUUCUUCAUUCCAGUAAUUAAACACGAGCAUAGAGCAAAGCAAUGCAAGCCGAGUAACAAUAUACCAAAAAUUCUUAAGUUGCAAGCAGGAAAAAAAGUCUAUGAAUUAGCAAAUUCUGAUAAUGUUCCUCAAUGCAAAGAAAUUUUUGCAAAAGAAUUGA
Molecule: messenger RNA, 520 nt
Organism: Trichomonas vaginalis G3
Lineage: Eukaryota; Parabasalia; Trichomonadida; Trichomonadidae
Exons: 1
Source: RefSeq, a predicted model, not a curated record